AUGAGCGACCAGAUGUCCGUCUCUUCUGGUACGACUGGAGUCAUGAGCCAGGGUAGCCAGGCCAAUCCUCAAAGCUACACCAUCCAACAACCAAACCCUCACGCCUACGGCAAUACAACCACGUACUUUUACCCAAGCAGCCACGUCCACAAUCUACCUUCUCACCAACAAGCCCAAAACCAACCUUACAUCUCGUCACCCCCAAUAAGCACAGGUCCACCGCCAUCGCUAACAAACAUCCUGCUUACUUCCGCGCCGCAACAGUUCGCGCACGCGACAGAACACCCCUUCCUUCGUCUGGCAGGACAGGGUAAACUACCCAAACACAUAUUAUCACGGUGGCUCUCCCAAGACCGGCUCUACGCCCAAGCCUACAUCGGCUUCAUCGGCUCUCUCAUCGCCCGCGUCGACUUACCCUACGCAAACGUCGCGGAUAAAUCGACGUCAUUGCGCUGGCGCAUCGUCGAUUGUCUGAGUGGCGCCUUGCAGAAUAUCCACACCGAGUUGAAAUUCUUCGCCGACACCGCUGCCAAGUACGGUCUGGAGUUGGACGCGCCCACACGCGCCGAUGGCAUGUUUACCGCUGAGCAGGCCACAAAGCAAUACAUCGACUUGUUUCGAGCAUUUUGGACCGAUCCCAGUAUGAGCCUGCUCGAGGGUAUGGUUGUGCUGUGGGCGACCGAGACCGUGUAUCUGAGCGCAUGGAACUACGCCAGGUCUUUCUGGGAGAAGCCGACCGCCGAGGUGGGUCGGAACGAAAAGGAGACGACAAAGUCGGAAGGUGUCAUGUCAGAGUUGGAAGGGAGUGAGGUCAACACGCUGAUCAACGACAGCGAGACCACUGGCAGGGACGGGAACGAAAAUAGUACCAAGAACAGCGAGAACGACAGAGCCACGGCCCCCAACACAGAAGGCCACAACGAAACUCUUCGCCACUCGAGCGACCUGGACGGCGGGGCCCUCCGAGACGCCUUCAUCCCCAACUGGACGAGCAGCGACUUUGAGGUCUUUGUCGCCGAGAUUGCCGAGCUGACCGACCUCCUGGCCGAGCGCGAGGACGCCGUCAACCGCAAGCUGGACGUGUACCGCGCCGUGUGGAAGCAUGUCUUGGACGUCGAGCGGCGGUUCUGGCCUGAUGUCAGUGGUGUUGUAGGAGCUUGA
This is a messenger RNA of Fonsecaea pedrosoi CBS 271.37, 1161 nucleotides long. RefSeq lists its product as uncharacterized. The transcript has a single exon. The record is from RefSeq and is a predicted model, not a curated record. The coding region runs from base 1 to 1161 and encodes 386 amino acids. Lineage: Eukaryota; Fungi; Ascomycota; Eurotiomycetes; Chaetothyriales; Herpotrichiellaceae.